Molecule: messenger RNA, 1239 nt
Organism: Trypanosoma rangeli
Lineage: Eukaryota; Euglenozoa; Kinetoplastea; Trypanosomatida; Trypanosomatidae
Exons: 1
Coding region: 1-1239 (412 amino acids)
Source: RefSeq, a predicted model, not a curated record
AUGCACCGCAUGCGAACUGUGGGGUGCGGCGCCCUUUGCACUGCGGCGUUUCAGCCGUCAUUGUCGUUGUCGUCGCCCACGCAAGGACCGAGGCGCCAGGUGGCGUUCAAGUCCCCGCCCAAGAAGCCGGACAAGCUGCGUAACUUCUUUAGGCUGGCAGACAUGUACAAGCCGGGCAAGUACACAUCAAAGGACCUGCCGAAGGGGCCGACGGCGUCGAAUCAGCCGUGGGAUCCUGUUUAUGCUCACUAUGCCUUUCAGAAGGCCACUGGGCCGCUGGAGCGCAAGCGUAACACGACUCCAGAUGACCACCUCACCGUUGACGAAGUAGAGAAGUGGAUGGACGCCACCGCCGCCGCGAAGGUGCUGGGCAUUAAGGAGUCCGAGUUACCGACACUGACCUCUACGCAGCUUGAGGAGCGGUGGGCGAAGGUUUACGGCGAGCGCACGAAUGCACUACAGCAAGAGACAGUUAUCGCAGCGGAGGUGCUUCUAGAGUACAUUGACUCCUCACUGCAUCGUAAGAAAUCCCGGCAGUAUUACCGACAAUACGUCGACAAUGCCAGACACGCGAUUGACCACGAAACUGAGCUACGACGUCAUGAUCACCGACAGAAGUUUAUUUUUAUGUUUGGUGUGGCAAUGGUCACCGGGUGCGCUGUGGUGCUGUGUGUUGCCUUCUUCCGCAAGAUUAUUACCCGCAGGGAUGUGGAGAACAUUGGCGCUAAUGCGGUGGCGUACCUCAAUGUGGCCUUCACCCAGGCGACCAACCCUGAGCCGGCCCCCGAUUAUUCUACCCGUUAUUGCAACACCCCCAGUGCAAUGGAGAUCGAUCAGAAGAAAGGCAGCUUCGGCCACACAGAUCCUGUGCAAGUCCAACUGAACUCAGAGGUUGAGGAGUACCGUCGUCUAGAGGAGGCCGAGAUGCUGCGGAUGCUCAACGACGAGAACGAACGUGCGCAGAAGGAGGCAAAGAUGCGGGAGGUGCGUGGCAGCCGGGUGCGUGUGUACCGUUCCGAGGACUUUGAUGAGGGCGGUGAGUUGAAGGAGCCCGCGCUGCCCAAAGAAGACAUGGACCCCGCAACUGCCUUCUCACAAAUGACAUUUCGGCAGUUUGCUGCCAUGAUGGCGUCACAGUUUGGUGGUGGUUCUCGUUUUCAGCGCAUCACGCAGGACAGUGUGCGGCGCAUGGAAGAGCUGGACAAGAUGCGGAAGCGUAUGAAAGAGACAAAUGUGUAG